Molecule: messenger RNA, 1728 nt
Organism: Pocillopora meandrina
Lineage: Eukaryota; Metazoa; Cnidaria; Anthozoa; Scleractinia; Pocilloporidae
Source: the annotation of a GenBank genome assembly
UCAGGUUCUGCUCUACUGUCUCUUGCACUUUUUGUGACUUUUCAAAUUCUACCAACAAUGCGUACAUUGCCAAUAGAUUGCCAAAAGAACACUGCAGUUUGCCUGGAGGAAAUAAUGAAGGAACUCACCCAAGUUCGAUUUGAGGUUAACAUUCUCGCAGAGAACAGAACAUCGUUGAGAUGUGAGUAAGAUAUCCUUCGUUUACUCGUAUUUAUCAUUCCAUCUUCUCUCAAUCGUAACUUAUAUUACGAGAGACUAAUUCUGCAGAAUGGUGAAUCCAACUUAUGUUUCAGUAUACAGUAUAUUGUUCGGUUUGGAGCGGAUUCGGGAGGGAGGAACCGAGGAAUGAAGGUGUUCGUUCCAGAAUGUGUACGACAGUUUUGUCUCUGUGUGUUUGAAAAACGUGAAUAAUAUAUAUAUGUGUAUAUAUAUAUAUAUUUUUUUUUUUCAUCCGUUUUAUUUUUGUCCUUUAUCGUCGUUUUUAUCCUCAUUAAUUUGCUUUAUACCUAAUAAAAAUUAAGGAGAAUUGCAGGCUAAGGUUAAUAAGUACGUGUCAACUGUUUUACGAUCAUAUUGUAGAAAAUGUAAAAAUUGUAAAAAUGUAGGUUCCGUCUUUUUCUUUCCAAGAUAUAGAUUUUUUAUACAUUUUUCGUCAGGUGCAAAUCUAUACCCACCCUCGUUUUAGACAUUCUCCCGCCAUCGGACACGUUUAUUUUAUCUUCAAUAGCUAAGAACUGCGCUGAGCUGUACAAAUCUGGUCAAAGGGUCAGCGGUGUUUACACAAUCGACCCGGAUGGUUCGGGCGCCUUUAAUGCAUACUGUGACCAUACUACAACCGGUGGGGGAUGGACGGUGAUCCAGAAGAGAAUGGAUGGCUCUGUCGAUUUUAACCGCAGCUGGGAUGAUUACAAGCAUGGCUUCGGUAACUUGGUCGGUGAAUUUUGGCUGGGACUAGACAAGAUAAACCGCCUGACACGAAACAAGACAAAGAACAAGCUUCGAGUAGAUCUAGGAGUAAAAACUGGCGAGACUGUUCACUCUGAGUAUGGUUGGUUUGGGAUUGGGACCAAGACAGCUAAGUACUGGCUAGACCUUAGCAAAAUCAUAGGUAAGUAGACCGUUUUUUAGCAUUCAUCGCUCGAUCUUUAUACGUUACUUCUCUCUCAUCAAAAUCUCGAUCUAAAACUCCACCUAGUCGAAUAAUGGUAUUAUUAAGUAGCGGGGUAGCCCUGAGGUAGACCCGCAUGUUCUGAUUAGUUCUUACUCGGUCGAGAGUUUGGUCUGAGUGCCACAUAAGAAACUUCUUACUAACCAUAUUUUAUUUGUUUGUUUAUUAUUUAUCUAUUUUUUUUUUUUAACGGAAAACAACCAUUUUUAAAUUGCAAAGACACUAUACGAACCCUUGAAUUAUGCGGAUUUUUUUUGUUCUGUUUUGAAACAGAUGCCACUGUUUCCAAUGAUUCACUCGGUCCUCAUAAAGGUUUCGUUUUUGGUACCUGGGAUAAGGUUCCUGCUGGUUGUGCUCAACAAAUAGGAGGAGGCUGGUGGUAUGACAGCAGUAUUACCCAAUGUGCUGUUUCGUCAAAUCUUAAUGGUAUUUAUCCACGUUGUGGAAAAGAAACCUUGGCCGCUAUCCACUGGGGAUACUUAGAGAGAAGUACCAAGAGAAGCGCUCCAACAUCAACUGAAAUGAAAAUAAGACCAGUGGAAUUAAUGCGCGUGGUUUGA